CUGGACCACACUCCAUUUUUCCUAUUUAAGAAGACACUUCUCUUCUUCUUUGUCAUUCACAAUUCAACAACACACACUCAAUUGAUCAAAGCACAUUCUCAAACAACACCAAGAAAAAGAAUUUGAUACUACUUUGCAUUUCUCUAUCAGAAACCAUGAAAAUGAUGAAUGAUUCAACAAUGGGAGGAUCAAAGAGAAAGUUAACCAGAGGACUUGGAGGAGUUCUUAGAGAACAGAGAGGAAGACUUUAUAUUAUUAGAAGAUGUGUAGUUAUGCUUCUCUGUUGGCAUGAUUGAUUUACUAAUUUCAAGUUCAUAAAGAUGAAGAAUAAGAUGGAGAGAAGCUUUUUAUCAUCGUCAUCACGGAAAUCAUUUUUGAGUGUACAUAUACUGAAACGGAUUUAAUGUCGUUUAACGAUAAAUUUAACAAUUUUUAUGUAUUUUACAAUUAGUCUUUGUAUGUAUACAUCGGAAAAAAAUUUAAUCAAAAUUCAAAUUUCUAAAA
This is a messenger RNA of Papaver somniferum (opium poppy), 504 nucleotides long. RefSeq lists its product as uncharacterized. NCBI's taxonomy places the organism in Eukaryota, Viridiplantae, Streptophyta, Magnoliopsida, Ranunculales, Papaveraceae. The transcript has a single exon. Bases 156 to 296 code for a protein of 46 amino acids. The record is from RefSeq and is a predicted model, not a curated record. Gene Ontology annotation, biological process: negative regulation of cell population proliferation.